CUUUUUGUACUUUCAGGACCCCAGUGGGGCUAUGGGAAGUCCAGAAAUCUCAGUAAGUAUGUGUGGGGGAAAUAUACAUAAAAUUCAUGAGUUCAAACUCACCCAAUAUGAUUAAAAAAUAUGCCCUGAACAUGCCCUUUUGAUCAGUUGGUGAAGUGUAUUGCGUUACAUAGCGUUACGUAGUGUUACCAUUGUGAGGACACUUCCCAUAACUCAGUCAGUCGCGUCGUAAAUCUAUUUUUCUAAGUAAAGUUAAAAAAAAAUUACGAGUGUUGAAUGGUAAAUAUACUAUCUUGGUUAUUGAAUAGAAGACAGUUGAAUGAGAGCAAUGAGAGGAAUCACGUGACCAAUGAAUACCCUAGUUGGUUCUAUAACAAAGCUGUUUUUUUCUUUCUUUCUUUCCCAGCACUUGGCCCCACUGAUUGGUAUAAGAUCGCUCCCCAGUGCGCAGGUACGGCCCAGUCCCCCAUCGACCUUGACUGUUAUUCAUUGAAAAGCAACAUAUGGGAGGAAAAUCUAGCAAUCGAUUUUGAUAACGAGGGUGGUCUUGUAAUUGGAUCAUUUACCAAUAAUGGCCAUUCCCCUACCCUUGCAAUUGAAAAAUCUCUCGGAUCUGCCACCCUCAGUGGGGGUCCUGUGGGGGAUACUGUGUUCCAACUGGAGCAAUUUCACUUCCACUUUGGAUGUUCAUCAUUCCAAGGCUCAGAGCACACAGUAUCUGGAAGUUCAUAUCCUGUUGAGGUAUUCCUUGUUUGUUGUUUCGAAAUUAAAAUUGAGUUUUUAACUUUUUUAUGUCAUUGUCCCUCAUCAAUAUUUGUAAUUGUUAUCAUUAUGCAUUUUUUCUUUUUUGUGUCGAGCUAAGAUUUCUGAGGAGUACUUAAAUUUACAUCCUCGAGAACCUAGGAACCUCUCAUUAAGGACGGCUCUACUUAGGUCACACUUUUCCCAGUCCAACUGUUUCCCCAAAAUACUAAUAUUUCACAAAAUUUUCCUCAAAAUAUAGCCAUAAUUUUCAAAAGGGAGAAUUUUUUUGCGAAAGUCAGCCGACCAGACUAGUUCAAAAACUAUUGUAAAUCACAAAGAUCGAUCGGUAAUUUUUCUGCUUCACUAAAACAGACACUGUUGUAAAUCCGUCCACAAAUCAUAGCGUAGAUGAUUUUUAAAUGAUUAUUUCCAGGCACACUUCGUGUUUUAUAACACAAGUUACACAGAUUUUGCAAGGGCCGCUGAUAAGGCUGAUGGACUCGCCGUGGUUGGUGCUUUUUUUGAGGUACAAUAUUUGCUGCCCCAAGAGAUAGCAGUCUCCAUGCUUAUGUGUUAGAAAUAAUUUGCUAUAUUUGUUGGUGACACAUUCACCUGUCAAUUCUAAAAGACUUUUCUUAUCACAUGUAAAAGUAAAAAGUAAAGCCUUUAUACAGGCCCAAAUGGCCCAUGGGGCCGGCGCUUAAAUCCGGUUUCAUCAGCGUGAAGCGGCUAGGACUUUUGCAACUCCCCCUGAAUGGGAUGCUAGUCCAUCGCAGGGCUUACCCCCAGCAUGGUACCCAUUUGUACAAAGUAAAGUGUCUUGCCUAAGAACACAACACAAUGACCACGGGCAGGGCUCGAAUCCGGACCACUUGAUCCGCAGUCGAGCGCACAAACCAUGAGGCCACCGCGCCUCCACUUAUCACAUGUAUAUGUUUGUUUCUUUGAUUUUAGCUGGGUUCGGAGCCGAAUGGAAUUUUAAGCAGAUUGCAAAGCAAGUUUGAAAUAAUCGUCGCAGAAGGUAUCUCUUGGAAUUCGCUAUACAAUGAUAUUGCCACAGAUUGAUUAAAAAACUACACAAGGCACGCACUCACGGAAAUUAAAAUUUUCAGUGAAGACAAGUAAAACACUCUUAAACUCUUACAAAUUCCUUAAGAUAUCACGCCUACUUUGUUUGUCACAAUUAUUUCAAAAAAAUCGUAAAUUCUUCAUAAACACUCGAGGUUUUUCUAAAUGGAUGUAAAAUUCUCGAGUGUUAGGCAAAACAACGCCCAUCAUCAAAAAAUUUACUUACAGUUCAUUUUUCUGGUAACUACAUUGUAAUUACAGGGAGAAGUGUCCCAGUGGUAGAAACAGACAAAAUUUUUUUGAAAGAUCUGGUACCUGCAUUUAACAAUGGUUCGCCUUACUACACUUACCAAGGAUCCCUUACCACCCCUCCCUGCUUCGAAUCUGUACGAUGGAUUUUGUUGUCAGAAACUGCACCAUUUAGUCCAUCCCAGGUCAGUAGGGGUUAUAUCACUGUAAUUGCUUUAGUGUGCACACGCAAUGCUAAAAAAAAUUUUAAAAAAUUUGAUUUAAAAAAGAUUAAUGAAAUUAGUUUAAAUUUCGCUUUGGGGAUUAACAGCUAUUAACCAAAAUGCAUGAGGUGGCUGGUAGUACGUGGAUAUUUACCGAGCCCCGAGAAGGUGAGAUAAAUAUUCACCGUUAGCCUCGGACGCUGAGGGGAAUAGUAGUUUUAUUUUAUACAAGAACAAUGAGAUAAUAUAGCACAAAAAUAUAAUCUUAAAGAAAUUUAUUCCUGUAACGAUUACAAUAUUUACGGUCGUAAAUCCUAUACGAGUCGCUUGAUGGUAAAUAGAAAAGGAUAUUCGGGGUUUGUGUAGCCAAUCAGUGCGCGCCCUCAAUGCUUGGUGGUAAAUAGCGAAGGAUUUUCGGGGUUUGUGUAGCCAAUCAGUGCGCGCCCUCACUACUUGAUGGUAAAUAGCAAAGGAUAUUCGGGGUUUGUGUAGCCAAUCAGAGCGCGCCUUCAAUUUAGUAAUUUAAACCAGCUUGGGCAGCCUUGGUUGAGGAUUGUUUCAUCAAAGGAGAUAUAGAAUUAACUCAAGAGCUAAUAGGGAUAUUAAUUACCAUGCGGACGGGUCUGAGUGAGGAGCUUUGCAUGUCUCCCGACUUGAAUAUUUAAGGUUUCAGAGCUACCUCGUAUUUAUUCACAUUUUCAAUCAUUUCAGCUUAUAAUGUUCAAUCGGCUCCAGUCUUCCACUGGUUACGGUGAUGGAAAGAUGUGCAACAACUUCAGACCAGUACAACCAAGGAAAGGGAGAGAUGUGUUCCUGAUUUAUUGA
Molecule: messenger RNA, 3089 nt
Organism: Pocillopora meandrina
Lineage: Eukaryota; Metazoa; Cnidaria; Anthozoa; Scleractinia; Pocilloporidae
Source: the annotation of a GenBank genome assembly